This is a messenger RNA of Pteropus alecto (black flying fox), 2810 nucleotides long. RefSeq names its product leucine rich repeat containing 47 (gene LRRC47). Gene Ontology annotation, biological process: phenylalanyl-tRNA aminoacylation. The record is from RefSeq and is a predicted model, not a curated record. Lineage: Eukaryota; Metazoa; Chordata; Mammalia; Chiroptera; Pteropodidae. The coding region runs from base 32 to 1279 and encodes 415 amino acids. Gene Ontology annotation, molecular function: RNA binding; protein binding; phenylalanine-tRNA ligase activity. The transcript has 8 exons.
GCUGCAGAGCCUCAACCUGAGCGGCAACCGCAUGGACUCCUUCCCCGCAGAGCUCUUCCUCCCCGGCGCGCUGCCCCUGCUCAGCGAGCUGGCGGCCGCCGACAACUGCCUGCGAGAGCUCAGCGGCGACAUCGCCCACUUGGCCUCGCUCAAGACGCUGGACCUGUCCAACAACCAGCUGAGCGAGGUCCCCGCGGCGCUGGCCGACUGCCCCAAGCUCAAGGAGAUCAACCUCCGCGGGAACAAGCUCAAGGACAAGCGCCUGGAGAAGAUGGUCAGCGGCUGCCAGACCAAGUCCAUCCUGGAGUACCUGCGCGUCGGGGGCCGAGGGGGCGGGCGCGGCCGGGGCCGGGCCGACGCCGAGAAGGACGACAGCCGCCGGAGGAGGAGGGAGCGGAGGAGGAGGGAGGGCGGCGAGGGCGAGGGCGAGGGCGACGCGGUGGACGGCGCUGGCCGGCUGCUGCUCCGCGUCCUGCACGUGUCCGAGAACCCCGCCCCGCUGACCGUCACGGCGAGCCCCGAGGUCAAGGACGUCCGGCCGUUCUUCGUGGGAGCCGUCGUGAGGGGCAUGGACCUGCAGGCCGGGAAUGCGCUCAGGCGCUUCCUCACCUCUCAGACGAAGCUCCACGAGGACCUCUGUGAGAAGAGAACCGUGGCCACCAUCGCGACCCACGACCGCGCGGCCAUCCGGGGGCCUCUGCUGUACACCGGCCGCCCGCCGCAGGACCUCAAGCUCGUCCCCCUGGGGCGCAGGGAGGUCAAAGCCAAGGACCUGGUGCGGCAGCUGCAGCUGGAGGCCGAGGAGCACCGGAAGCAGAGGAAGCGGCAGACCGUCUCCGGCCUGCACAGGUACCUUCACUUACUGGACGGUAAAGAGCGGUACCCCUGCCUCGUGGACGCAGACGGCGACGUCAUUUCUUUCCCACCGAUAACCAACAGCGAGAAGACGAAGAUUAAGAAAACCACUUCUGACCUGUUUUUGGAAGUGACGAGUGCAACGAGUCUGCAGAUCUGCAAAGAUGCCAUGGAUGCCCUCAUUCUGAAAAUGGCAGAAAUCAACAAGUACACACUAGAAAACAGAGAGGAGGGCUCGCUCUCAGAUGCGGAAGCCGAGGCCCCCUCCGGACAGCUGUCCGAUCCCAGUGCCGAGAAGGGCGGGGACUGCCAGCUGGUGGUGGAGCAGGUCCGGGUGGUGGACGAGGAGGGGCACCUGAAGGUCGUGUACCCGUCCAAGACGGACCUGGACUUCGCCGCUGCCCACGUGGCCGUGGCCCGCUGAGCAGCCAGCCGCAGCCAGAGCCGGCCACAGACGUCCGUUCGCUCGGCCUCUCCUGCAGGGCUCGUGUGGGGUGUUAAAUUAUUCAUUGCGUUUUUACCUCGGCAUUUUCUAAGAUACCUGCAUUCUUUGGUCAGUCUCCAAAAGGUUCUGUCGUGGGGUGUGCCACUUUGUCAUGUGCUUAAAUUGUCCUGUCUCUGCGGUUUUUACUAAGGCUUUUUACGAAGUUGUCCAAAUGGCGGAUUAGCUGUCCGGGUGUUCUGGAGUCACGUAGACACAGCCAGGAGCUGCGUCUGCAGAAGGCGACACUGGCUGGUCGAAUGCUCGGUUCCAGGCCGAGAUGCCAGCAGCAGGCAUUCGUGGAAGGUGGCAUCUUUUACGGUCACACCAUGCCAGAGGGCAGCUUAGGCGUGUGCGGUGAAUCAGAGUCCUAUUAAAAACCAGUUUUCAGUAAAUUUCCUAACGUUGCUGUGGGAUGCUGAGGGGGCGGAGGCGCACAGAGCCUUCUAGCAGCCCUGUCUGUCCGGCCCGGCUGGGCGGUGAGCGGUGGGCUUUCGGAAUUGCGUGAGCGAGCACCGUGGGGAUGAACAGCUGGGGGCUGGGGCGGUGUGCGGGCGCCACCUGCACGUCGACAGCCAUCGGCAGCCAAAGUGGGGACGGUGGCGGGGAGCGUAGGAGGCCUGAGGCGGAGCCCAGCACCCUAAGGCGUGUGCGGGACGAACGUGCCUGCCGCGCUGUCCGCUGUGCACAGGGGUCUCCGCUGUGAGUGGCUCGGGCCGUCUGCCGUGUGCACGUGUUCGCUGCGUGUGGGCACACGUGGGCGCCCCAGCCUGCAGCCAGCUGCGGUGUUGGUGCUCCUUACUGACCUCACUGCUUUCCGGUCGGACUGGAGGACGACAAACCGACUCCACCGUUCGUUCUGUGGUCUCUGAUCUGUCUGUAAAAGACACUUGUGUGUUUUGCCUUUUUGGGGGAGUGUUUCUUAGGGCCCCACUGAACCCAUGCGUUUAGCCUCCAGAAGCAGACAUGCGCGAGCUAAGACCCACCCCUCAUCGGUGGCACGCGACUCCCCAGAGCUCAGCCAGCCUGCUCAGGAGGCCGUGACAGGCUGCCCUGGACCCACCUGGCUCUCCGGUCGCUACCAAGCCGUCCCGUUGUCCCUGGGCUGAAGCGGGCAUGCCCGAUGAAUCUUUCCUUCCGCUCUGUUCCCCCCAAAACUUACCUACUGUCUGUGUGGGUGUCCCUGCUGAUUUCAUGUCCCUUGGGCCAUCAAGGCUGCUGGCGCUGUGGCCGGUGUGGGGUCUAGGAGCCCCAGGCCCCAGGGAGCCAGGGCCGAGCUGCCCUCUGGGCUCCUGGGGCUUGGUUCAGUAGCUACGUCGUCACAUGCGCAGUCUCCGUGACGAAGCCACCAGCACAUGCUGCACUCAUUUCUGAUGCAGCUUGACCACGUGAGAGUAGAGCCGUGUGUCACGUACGGCAAAGCCUCUGACGUUCUCUGCCAAUCCGACCCUCCAAUAAAAACAUUUUAGGAAGA